This is a messenger RNA of Juglans regia (Persian walnut), 3972 nucleotides long. RefSeq lists its product as uncharacterized. The record is from RefSeq and is a predicted model, not a curated record. The transcript is spliced from 2 exons. NCBI's taxonomy places the organism in Eukaryota, Viridiplantae, Streptophyta, Magnoliopsida, Fagales, Juglandaceae. Gene Ontology annotation, molecular function: nucleic acid binding; RNA-DNA hybrid ribonuclease activity. Bases 1 to 3972 code for a protein of 1323 amino acids.
AUGUGCUUAAGUUGGAACUGCCGAGGGCUUGGGAACCCUCGGACAGUUCGAGAGCUUCAUAGGAUUGUGAAGUGUAAGAACCCAUCUCUCAUAUUCUUGAUAGAAACCAAGUGUGGGAGAGAAACAGUGGAGAAAGCAAGGAACAGAUUGGGGUUUGAUAGUAGCUUCGUGGUAGACAACAGAGGACUUAGUGGAGGAGUGGCUUUUAUAUGGAAAGAUGAUCUUGAUGUCACACUGGAUACUUAUUCUCAGAACCAUAUUUCCUUAUUAAUUAAAGAUGGUAUAGCGAAAAUGAAAUGGUUACUAACGGGUUUCUAUGGCUCCCUGUGUACAAGUGGUAGAAAGCAUAGUUGGAGGCUUCUGAGAGCCUUAAAGCCAGUGUCCCCAAUAGCUUGGUUGUGCAUCGGGGACUUCAAUGAAAUCAUGCUAGCCAAUGAAAAAUGGGGAGCUGCUGACAGACCUUAUGGUCAGAUGGAGGAUUUCUGUGAAGCUCUUAAUGACUGUGGUCUGAGUGACUUAGGGUAUAAGGGGGACAAGUUUACCUGGAGCAACAGGAGGGAAGGUGUCCAAUUUACUAAAGAAAGACUGGAUAGAGCUCUUGGAAAUGCACACUGGUUUGAAGUCUGGAAAGCAUACUCAGUGGGGGUGGAACCUGUUCAUUCCUCAGACCAUAGACCAAUUCUGGUCUCGUGGAACACUAAGGACACUAUGCUUUUCAAAAGGGAUAGACCAUUCAGGUAUGAGGCAAAAUGGGCAGUUAGGGAGGGCUGUGAUGAGAGGAGGUUAAACAGCAAACUUAAGCAGCUAGAUACUUUGCAGAGCGCCAAUACUGGGAACCUUGGGGAGGAAUUGCGUAGAAUCCAAGGGGAUAUCGAUCAAUUAUUGAAAGAAGAAGAUACCUCUUGGAAGCAGAGAGCAAAACCGAAGUGGCUAAAGGAUGGUGACAGAAACUCCAAGUUUUUCCAUCAGUGUGCUAACCAAAGGAGGAAGACUAAUACAAUUACAUGCUUGAAGGAUAAUAAGGGAAAGGAAGCUAGCUCUCAAGAAGAAAUAGCUGCCCAAUUCCAGGUUUUCUUCAAAAGCUUAUUUUCUACUUCCUGUCCAGUAGGUAUUGAGGAGUGCAUUGGAGGUGUUGAGGCCAGGAUCAACAGUGAUAUGGUCUCCCAUUUGUCAAAAAGGUUCACUGAAAAGGAAGUUGAAGAGGCCAUAUUCCAAAUGUCCCCAAUUAGCUCCCCGGGACCCGAUGGAUUCCCACCAAUCUUUUACAAGCAACAUUGGAUAUCAGUAGGAAAGGAGGUAUGCGAGGCUGCACUGUUUGUUCUCAACUCAGGAGGUAGUCUUCAGAAUCUGAAUGAUACUUAUAUUGUGUUGAUACCAAAAGUAAAAGAGCCUAAACUGGUUACUGAUUUUAGACCCAUAAGCUUGUGCAAUGUCAUGUACAAAAUCAUAUCCAAAACAAUGGCAAACAGACUCAAAUUAAUACUGCCUGAGAUAAUUUCCCCUACUCAAUCAGCUUUUAUUCCAGGUAGAUUAAUUUCUGAUAAUGUUAUUGUGGCUUUUGAGGCCCUUCACACCAUGAAUAAUAGGCUACAAGGGAAGAUAGGACACAUGGCUCUAAAACUCGAUAUGAGCAAAGCUUACGAUCGAAUUGAAUGGCCCUUCAUCCAAGCAGUGCUGUCCAAGAUGGGUUUUCCAGAAAAGUGGAUCAAAAUGAUCAUGAACUGUGUUGAAACUGUUUCUUAUUCUUUAUUGGUGAAUGGUUCUCCACAACAGUCUUUCUCCCCAUCGAGAGGGAUUAGACAGGGAGAUCCUUUGUCCCCAUACCUUUUCAUUCUUUGUGCAGAGGUGCUAAGCAACUUGUUAAAUCUAGCAGAAGCUCGAGGUGUUAUUUCUGGCAUACCAAUUGCCAAGGGUCAGCUGCACAUUAAUCACUUGUUUUUUGCUGAUGACAGUUUACUUUUUUGCAAGUCAAACGCCAUUGAGAUGUGCAGGUUGCUAGACAUCCUAUCCAUAUAUGAGAAGGCCUCAGGUCAGAGGUUAAAUAAAGAAAAGACCUCCAUUCAUUUCAGCAGAAACACACCUCAACUGGCUCAAUCCUUAAUCCUUCAGAUUGCUGGAGUGAGGUCUAGCACCUCCUAUGAGCAAUACCUCGGUCUACCAGCUUUAAUGGGCAGAUCAAGAGUAGGAUCAUUUAAUAGCAUACUUGACAGGAUGAAGAGAAGAAUUGGCAACUUUAAAGUUAAAACAUUGUCUCAAGCAGGCAAAGAAAUCUUGUUGAAGGCAGUAGUGCAAGCUCUCCCUACCUACUGCAUGGGAGUUUUCAAGCUUCCUGGAGCACUCAUCAAAAAAAUGAAUUCCAUUAUGCACAAUUUCUGGUGGGGGCAACAAGACAAGGAGAGGAAGGUGCAUUGGGUUUCAUGGAAUAUAAUGGGAAGGACUAAAUCUGAGGGGGGCUUGGGUUUCAGAGACAUUGAAAGUGUCAACCUUGCCAUGCUUGCUAAACAAGCCUGGCGGAUCAUUCAACACCCACUAUCCCUAGUUUCUAGGGUAUUAAAACUGAAAUACUUCCCUCACUCUACCUUCGGGGAAGCAAAAGUUGGACACAGACCCUCAUACAUCUGGAGGAGUGUUCUAGCUACUAAGUCUCUGAUUGAAAAGGGCUCAAUUUGGAGGGUGGGAAAUGGUUGCAACAUUAAAAUAUGGGUGGAUAAGUGGCUUCCUCAGACUGCCUCAGGUAAAGUGGAAAGUGCAAGACAGGAUAGUGAUAUCCAAGCUCGGGUCAGCAGCUUGAUUGAUCCAGAUACUAAAACCUGGAACCUGCCUCAGAUUGAAGAGGUGUUAGGAGAAGAGGAAGCUAAGCUCAUUAUUCAGAUCCCUCUGAAUGCUUCACACAUCCUUGAUAAACUUAUAUGGAGGAGUGCUACAGAUGGUCUAUUCACAGUUCGAAGGGCAUACCAUCUCCACAAGGAACUUCGGGCUCAAGCUCAGGGUCAAUCUUCUAAUAGAGAGCAGCUCUCAGAGGAAUGGAAGGUCUUAUGGAAGCUUAAUGUGCUACCAGCUACCAAGAACUUUCUCUGGAAAGCAUGCAGGAAUGGCCUCCCCACUUUAAGCAACUUGUACAAAAAGAGAAUUACUGAGAAGCCUUGGUGCCCAAUAUGUCUCAAUGAGGAGGAAACUGUUUUUCAUAUGGCUUGGAACUGCCCAGCAACUCAGGACGUAUGGGGCCAGUGCUCAAGGAUCCUUCAAAAGAGAUUCUUCCCCCUCAUGUCAUUUAGAGAGUUAUGGAACCUUAUAUGUCAAGUUGCUGAUAUGAAGGUACUAGAAGAAUUUGCUACUGUGUCGAGGCUUAUAUGGAAUAGAAGGAACAAGUUCAUUUUCCAACAAGUUUUCUUACAUCCUAAUGAAGUGAUUAGACAAGCCUCAGAAGCCUUGAUCGAGAUGGAAACCUGCAGGAUCACAAGAAGCAUUCAACCAAAAGAAGACCAAAAGGAAAGGUGGACUCCCCCCCCUGAAUUUUUGUUCAAAAUGAACUGGGAUGCUUCGGUAGACAAAUUUAGAGGCAGAAUUGGAAUAGGGGUUAUCAUUAGAGACCACAAAGGGCUUAUGAUUGCUGCAUUGAGAAUGAGCAGACCCCUGUAUCCAGAUCCUACACUAGCCGAAGCUUGUGGGGCGUAUGAGGCAACAAAGUUUGGUCUACAGCUUAGGCUCUCCAAGGUCGUUUUAGAGGGUGAUUCCCAACAGAUUGUGUCGGCUCUUUUGACAAAGGACAAGAAUGAUUCUCAUAGGGAUAUGGUUACACUAGAAACACAAAAACUUCUCUCUCUAUAUGAGGUCUGGUCUGUUAAGCAUGUGGUUAGAAAAGCCAAUAGAGUGGCUCAUGUGUUAGCUAGAAAGGCUCUAUUUUCUUCUGAAGCUAUUGUAGACAUUGAAGAUCCUCCCUUAUGUAUUUCGGAUCUCUUGCUUAAUGAAUGA